Molecule: messenger RNA, 834 nt
Organism: Ziziphus jujuba (common jujube)
Lineage: Eukaryota; Viridiplantae; Streptophyta; Magnoliopsida; Rosales; Rhamnaceae
Product: EPIDERMAL PATTERNING FACTOR-like protein 8
Exons: 2
Coding region: 210-557 (115 amino acids)
Biological process (GO): stomatal complex development; guard cell differentiation
Source: RefSeq, a predicted model, not a curated record
UGUCUAAAAAGAAACAUUUAUAAAAAGCUAGUCCUAUUUAAAACUCUCUUCCUUCACCAAACACAAUCCAAUCCUUUUUGAACCUCUCUCUCUUUCUCAUUUGCUUUUCUUUCUCAACAAUAUCCAUUAUUCUAGCAAUACUGUAACAUACAUCAGAAAACGAAUAAAUUCCAAGUAUUUUGAAAUCAUCAAGUACCCUUUGGAAACUGAUGGCUCCAUCAAGCUGCACAGCAUUGCCUCUGAGCAUCAAGCUUACAAUCACUGUGGCUUUCAUUUUUUCACUCUCAAUUCUACCUCCCAAAUCAGUGGGUUCUGCACAUCCAAGGUAUGGUAGUGAACAGAGUGAUCAUGAAAAGCAGAGUAAAAUGGCGUUGGGAUCAAGGCCUCCAAGGUGUGUGAACAAGUGCUUCAAUUGCAGGCCUUGCAUGGCUACUCUUGUAAUUCCUGUUCACCAAGUGAAGAGCUCGCACACAACAUCUCGUGGGGAAGGGGAAGACGACAGCUAUUAUCUGCUUUCAUGGAAAUGCAGAUGUGGGAAUAAGCUCUUUCAACCAUGAUCAUCUGUCUGGUCUCGCUUCCACACUUCUGUUUAUUCAAUAUGAUAAUUAAAAUAUAAAUGUAUUAAGAACAACCUAAAUGUAAGAUCUCUCCCUCCACCCCACAAAUCGUAUUCCUUUGCUUUAUAAACAUCUCUCUGUGUGUCUCUCUCUAUCUCAUGAUGAUAUUUUUCAUGAACAAAACCAUGGUUAGUAUUCGUACCAUGCAAAACAAAACCGCAUCAAAAGGAAGACCAUGUUUAAAGGUUUCUUUUCCCCAAAUUGGCCAUAAGUCAGU